Molecule: messenger RNA, 1923 nt
Organism: Cynocephalus volans (Philippine flying lemur)
Lineage: Eukaryota; Metazoa; Chordata; Mammalia; Dermoptera; Cynocephalidae
Gene: MMP24
Product: matrix metallopeptidase 24
Exons: 9
Coding region: 1-1923 (640 amino acids)
Biological process (GO): collagen catabolic process; extracellular matrix organization; proteolysis
Cellular component (GO): extracellular matrix
Molecular function (GO): zinc ion binding; metalloendopeptidase activity
Source: RefSeq, a predicted model, not a curated record
AUGCCGAGGAGCCGGGGCGGCCGCGGCGCACCGGAGCCGCCGCCGCCGCCGGGCCGGGCCCCGCGCUGGAGCUGCUGGAGGGCUCCCGGGCGGCUGCUGCUGCUGCUGCCCGCGCUCUGCUGCCUCCCGGGCGCCGCGCGGGCGGCGGCGGCGGCGGCGGCAGGGGCCGGGGACCGGGCGGCGGUGGCGGCGGCGCGGGCGGCCGAGGCGGAGGCGCCCUUCGCCGGGCAGAACUGGUUAAAGUCAUAUGGCUAUCUACUUCCCUAUGAAUCACGGGCAUCUGCGUUGCACUCAGGGAAGGCCUUACAGUCAGCAGUCUCCACUAUGCAGCAGUUUUACGGAAUCCCAGUCACCGGUGUGUUGGAUCAGACAACGAUCGAGUGGAUGAAGAAACCCCGAUGUGGUGUCCCUGAUCACCCCCACUUGAGCCGCAGGCGGAGAAACAAGCGCUAUGCCCUGACUGGACAGAAAUGGAGGCAAAAACACAUCACCUACAGCAUUCACAACUAUACCCCAAAGGUGGGUGAGCUAGACACACGGAAAGCUAUUCGCCAGGCUUUUGAUGUGUGGCAGAAGGUGACCCCACUGACCUUUGAAGAGGUACCAUACCAUGAGAUCAAAAGCGACCGGAAGGAGGCAGACAUCAUGAUCUUCUUUGCUUCUGGCUUCCAUGGUGACAGCUCCCCAUUUGAUGGGGAAGGGGGAUUCCUGGCCCAUGCCUACUUCCCUGGCCCAGGGAUUGGAGGAGACACUCACUUUGACUCAGAUGAGCCAUGGACACUAGGAAAUGCCAACCAUGAUGGGAACGACCUCUUCCUGGUGGCUGUGCACGAGCUGGGCCACGCACUGGGACUGGAGCACUCCAACGACCCCAGUGCCAUCAUGGCACCCUUCUACCAGUACAUGGAGACGCACAACUUCAAGCUGCCCCAGGACGAUCUGCAGGGCAUCCAGAAGAUCUAUGGACCCCCAGCCGAGCCUCUGGAGCCCACGAGGCCACUCCCCACACUCCCCGUGCGCAGGAUCCACUCCCCGUCAGAGAGGAAGCACGAGCGCCAGCCCAGGCCCCCUCGGCCACCCCUCGGCGACCGGCCGUCCACACCGGGUGCCAAACCCAACAUCUGUGAUGGCAACUUCAACACGGUGGCCCUCUUCCGGGGCGAGAUGUUUGUAUUUAAGGAUCGCUGGUUCUGGCGCCUGCGCAAUAACCGGGUGCAGGAGGGCUACCCCAUGCAGAUCGAGCAGUUCUGGAAGGGUCUGCCUGCCCGCAUAGACGCAGCCUAUGAAAGGGCGGAUGGAAGAUUUGUCUUCUUCAAAGGUGACAAGUACUGGGUAUUUAAGGAGGUGACGGUGGAGCCUGGAUACCCCCACAGCCUAGGGGAACUGGGCAGCUGCCUGCCCCGCGAAGGCAUUGACACGGCUCUGCGCUGGGAACCUGUGGGCAAGACCUACUUCUUCAAAGGCGAGCGGUACUGGCGCUACAGCGAGGAGCGGCGGGCCACAGACCCCGGCUACCCCAAGCCCAUCACUGUGUGGAAGGGCAUCCCACAGGCUCCCCAGGGGGCCUUCAUCAGCAAGGAAGGAUAUUACACCUACUUCUAUAAAGGCCGGGACUACUGGAAGUUUGACAACCAGAAACUGAGCGUGGAGCCAGGCUACCCACGCAGCAUCCUGCGUGACUGGAUGGGCUGCCACCAGAAGGAGGUGGAGCGGCGCAAGGAGCGGCGGCUGCCCCAGGAUGAUGUGGACAUCAUGGUGACCAUCAAUGACGUGCCGGGCUCCGUGAAUGCCGUGGCCGUGGUCAUCCCCUGCAUCCUGUCCCUCUGCAUCCUGGUGCUGGUCUACACCAUCUUCCAGUUCAAGAACAAGGCAGGUCCUCAGCCUGUCACCUACUAUAAGCGGCCAGUCCAGGAGUGGGUGUGA